Molecule: messenger RNA, 1320 nt
Organism: Oncorhynchus gorbuscha (pink salmon)
Lineage: Eukaryota; Metazoa; Chordata; Actinopteri; Salmoniformes; Salmonidae
Product: basic proline-rich protein-like
Exons: 1
Source: RefSeq, a predicted model, not a curated record
GAACCAGAACCAAGACCAAGACCAAGACCAGAACCAGAACCAAGACCAGAACCAAGACCAAGACCAGAACCAGAACCAAGACCAGAACCAAGACCAGAACCAGAACCAAGACCAGAACCAGAACCAAGACCAAGACCAAGACCAGAACCAGAACCAGAACCAAGACCAAGACUAGAACCAGAACCAAGACCAAGACCAGAACCAGAACCAAGACCAAGACCAGAACCAGAACCAAGACCAGAACCAGAACCAAGACCAGAACCAGAACCAAGACCAAGACCAAGACCAGAACCAGAGAAAAGAUCAGAACCAGAACCAGAACCAAGACCAGAACCAGAACCAGAACCAAGACCAAGACCAAGACCAGAACCAGAACCAAGACCAGAACCAAGACCAAGACCAGAACCAGAACCAAGACCAGAACCAAGACCAGAACCAGAACCAAGACCAGAACCAGAACCAAGACCAAGACCAAGACCAGAACCAGAACCAGAACCAAGACCAAGACUAGAACCAGAACCAAGACCAAGACCAGAACCAGAACCAAGACCAAGACCAGAACCAGAACCAAGACCAGAACCAGAACCAAGACCAGAACCAGAACCAAGACCAAGACCAAAACCAGAACCAGAGAAAAGAUCAGAACCAGAACCAGAACCAAGACCAGAACCAGAACCAGAACCAAGACCAAGACCAAGACCAGAACCAGAACCAAGACCAGAACCAAGACCAAGACCAGAACCAGAACCAAGACCAGAACCAAGACCAGAACCAGAACCAAGACCAGAACCAGAACCAAGACCAAGACCAAGACCAGAACCAGAACCAGAACCAAGACCAGAACCAGAAUUAAGACCAAGACCAGAACCAGAACCAAGACCAAGACCAAGGCCAGAACCAGAACCAGAACCAAGACCAGAACCAGAACCAAGACCAGAACCAGAACCAAGACCAGAACCAGAACCAGAACCAAGACCAGAACCAGAACCAAGACAAAGACCAAGACCAGAACCAGAACCAAUACCAAUACCAAUACCAAUACCAGAACCAGAACCAAGACCAGUACCAGAACCAGAACCAAGACCAGAACCAGAACCAAGACCAAGACCAGAACCAGAACCAAGACCAAGACCAGAACCAGAACCAAGACCAGAACCAGAACCAAGACCAGAACCAGAACCAAGACCAAGACCAAGACCAGAACCAGAGAAAAGACCAGAACCAGAACCAGAACCAAGACCAGAACCAGAACCAGAACCAAGACCAAGACCAAGACCAGAACCAGAACCAAGACCAGAACCAAGACCAAGACCAGAACCA